AUGGACCUCAUGGGAUUUCUCCCGAAGAGUGCCACCGGGUUCCGCUACAUCCUGGUCAUCUUGGACUAUGCCAUCCGGUUCCCGGAAGCUAUUCUGCUGUGGAGCAUCAUGGCUUGGACUAUUGUGGGAGAGCUCCUGAAAUUUCUCACCUGGCUUGCUGCAAUAGUUCUCUUCAAAGUGGAAGCCUGGAUGGUAGCGUAUCCAAUGAACAAAGUCAGCUUCUGUUGUUUGUGGUGUUCUCUCACUCUUCUAAUUGUUCAGUCAUCCACAGGGCAUGACUUCCAAUGUGCCAAUGGAUCCUCUGUUCCACCAAAGGAAGCGUGGAAUUUCACCAACCAGUGCGAAGACAGCAGUGAUGAAAAACAUUGUUCCUCCUAUGAAACAUGUGACUUUGAAACUGACCUUUGCAAUAUGAUGCAUGAUGGGGACUUACAGACUGGAUGGACUAGGAGAAAUGGCCUGAGCAACAUGGGAUCUCCACAUUCUGACCACAAUGGGAAUAAAACUGCCUAUUUCCUCUUAUUGUCCUCUGAAGUGGCCUCAUCUCCUACAACUUUAAGGAGCAGAGUUUUCCUCCCUACUGAUAGCAAACACAUUUGCCAGAUUGCAUUUUACUAUUGGAUUGGUCAAAUGAGGGGAAUAUUGAUGGUGGGACUCCAAACACAUUCUGAUGGUACUUUUAAAAACAUCUGGCAAGAAGCAGGAGGGCUACAAAACCAAUGGAGAACAAAUGUGAUCACAAUCAAUAGCACUGAAAAAUUUGAGGUUGUCAUUCAAGGGACACUUGAGGCCUGGGGACCAGAUGACACCAUUGCUAUUGAUGAUAUUUCUUUCAGUGGAGGAUGUUUUCCAGCAUUCGAGCAGCAUGUUUGCAGUUUCGAGCUUGACAUGUGUCACUGGAAUUCAGAUUCAUCAUUUGAACACGUUUUCUGGGUGCGCACAAAAGCAGGAAAUAAUCUUGCCUCAAAAUCAGCCCCCCUGAAAGAUCAAAGCAACGAUACUGGAGGCCAUUAUGUGUGUAUGAGAGCUAAUGACAACACAUUAUACAAAAGUGCUUAUCUUAACAGCUCCAUGUAUCACUGCUUUGGCAAGAAUUGCCAUUUUCAAUUUUAUUACUCCAUGGCAGAUAGCAGUGUUCUCAAAGUGGUACUGUAUACUAAUAAGGAGGAACAAGUACUGUGGGAAACCAACACAUCAACUAACAAUGAGUGGGUCAGAGCAGAUGUGCAGGUGCCAGCAAAUCUGAAAAAAUUAAAGCUUGUGUUUGAAGGAACUAUUCAGAGCAGGACAGGGUUUAUCUGUCUGGAUAACCUCCAGUUCUCAGACUGGGCAACAGAAUCACCAGAGCUCUGCUCCCCAGAGGAGUUCACCUGUGCCAAUGGCCAGGGUGUUGCCAGUGGAUCAGCCUGUGAUUACCAGCUGGACUGUUCUGAUGGGAGUGAUGAAGAUCCAACAGCUUUUUCAAAUUAUACUACGUGUAACUUUGAGUCUGAUUUUUGUGGCUGGAAGCCAAUAAACACAGAAGAUGCUAAGUGGAAUAUAGUAAAAGGAGAGACUUCCAAUGACACAAAACUUCCUAACCGAGACCAUACAACCAACAGUGAACACGGGGAAGCAAACUUUACAACCACUGAAUCUUCAUCCCUUUAUUGUCCACGGGGUUAUUUACCCUGUGAAGAUGGAGCCUGUAUUUCAUCUGACAAGUUUUGUGAUUUCACACCUGACUGCUCAAAUGGGGAUGAUGAAGCCAAAUGCUCUGCUAAAUGUGACUUUGAAACAGACAGCUGUGGCUGGUUUGAGACUGUUAGUGCAGAUGGAUUUGACUGGGUAAGAAGCUCCAGAAGUGCACUUCCCUCUGCUUUUCAGAAACAAGCCCCACCAGAGGAUCAUACCUAUAACAAAUCCGAAGGUCAUUUUAUGUUUGUUCUGAGAAACAGCAGCAGCAUUUCACAGGUUGCUCAAAUACGAAGCCCCAAGUUCAACCAGGCUGGAUCAGGUUGCACAGUGUCCUUCUGGUAUUACAAUUAUGGACAGUCAGUUGGAGCAGCAGAGAUGCAAUUACAUGUUGAUGGACUGAAAAACGCUACUGUCCUCUGGAGGAUAUACUAUAAUCAAGGAAAGCAGUGGUUAAAGGCUUUCAUUCAGCUCGGCCGCCUCCCAUGGCCUUUCCAAUUAUCACUGUAUAAAGUCAGCCUUGGAUUUUAUGAUGGUGUCUCAGCAAUUGAUGAUAUACAUUUCGAGAACUGUGCUCUUCCACCUCCAGCAGUAAGCUGUGAAGGUCCUGAUCGUUUCUGGUGCCGAGACACAAAGGCUUGCAUCGACAGUUUAUUGGUGUGUGAUCUCGUGGAUAAUUGUGGGGAUGGAUCUGAUGAGGAAAAUUGCAAACCUGAGCUACAGUGUAACUUUGAAAAUGGGCUGUGCAACUGGAACCAAGACAUGGAUGAUGACUUUGACUGGACCAGAAACCAGGGCCCAACUUCCACAUUUAACACAGGACCAAUAAAGGAUCAUACUUUGGGCACAGUCAAGGGGCAUUAUCUCUACAUAGAAUCCUCAGAACCGCAAGUGUUCCAAAAUAGAGCAGUUUUGCUGAGUCCAAUCUUUAAUGGCACUUCCACUCAUGGCAAUAAAAGCUGCAUUUUCCGCUUUCAUUAUCAUAUGUUUGGAAAACACAUUUAUAGGCUGUCCGUCUUCUGGAGAAUUUUGAGCAACUCAAAGGGUCAUCUGCUGUGGCAGAAGUUUGGAAAUCAAGGCAACAGAUGGAUAAGGCAAACACUCAACAUUACAAGUGCUAAGCCUUUUCAGAUCUUGGUGGAAGGUACUGUGGGAGAUGGUUUCUGUGGAGACAUUGGAAUUGAUGACUUGUCCUUUGCAGACUGUACCCUUUACAAUGGAAAUUUGCCAACUAUCUCAUCAACACCCUCAGGAACUUCAGUUCCUGCAACACUCCCUACGAACAAUUGCACAGAGAAGGAAUUUGUCUGUAGAGAAACGGGCCACUGCAUCCAGAUGAUCCAGAGAUGUGAUUUCAGACCUGACUGCUCUGAUAAGUCUGAUGAGUCCUCUUGUGCUGUGGAAGUAUGUGAUUUUGAAGGUGAAAACCUAUGUGAAUGGUAUCAACCAGUAACAGAAGUGGCAGCAGCAACUGUUUCAGUCCAUUCCACUAAUGCAUUCCAGUGGGGCCUUGGAAAUGGAGCAACCAUACAUCCUGGGGAAGAAAACCACAGGCCAUCAACUGAUCACACAAUGGUUACUAAAGAAGGCUGGUAUCUGUAUGCAGACAGUUCAAAUGGAGAAUUUGGUCAUAUUGCUGACAUUGCCACUCCAGUCAUUUCGCUCACUGGACCCAAAUGCAAACUGGUAUUUUGGAACCAUAUGAAUGGUGCAACAGUGGGUUCUCUGCAGGUACUCAGUAAAAUUGGUGAUGUAAUUUCUGUCCUGUGGGUUCAAAGUGGCUCCCAAGGUGCUCAGUGGAACAGAGCAGAAGUGUUCUUAGGAAUUCGCUCUGAUUUUCAGAUUAUUUUCAGGGCAAAACGUGGUGUCAGUUAUGUGGGAGAUGUGGCAGUGGAUGAUAUUUCCUUUGAAGAUUGUUCCCCUUUGCUGAUCCAAGACAGACCCUGCACUUCUGAAGAAUUCACAUGUGCCAAUAAGUAUUGCAUCCCAAAGGAUAAUCUGUGUGAUUUUGUGAAUGACUGUGCUGAUAACUCAGAUGAGAGCCCUAACAUUUGCAGUACAUCCAUGGGGCGCUGUGAUUUUGAAUUUGAUCUUUGUGCCUGGGAGCAGGAUCAGAAUGAUGACUUUGAUUGGAAUCUCAGAACUGGCAGCAUCCUGUAUUCUGGCCCUGGACCAGCUGCUGAUCAUACCUUGCAAGGGCCAUCUGGUCAUUACAUCUUCAUAAAGAGCUCGUUCCCUCAGUUGCCAGAGCAGAAGGCCAGGAUUUUCAGUCCCAGGCUAAGCAGAAGAAGCAAAAACUGCAAGAUAUUAUUUUAUUACCAUAUGUAUGGAGUGAACAUUGGAUCAUUAACCAUCUAUCAGGUGACAGCAUCAAACCAAGAAAAAGUCCUACUCCACCUAACUGGAAACCAGGGAAACUUCUGGCAGAGAAAACUGUUGCUUCUGGAUGCAGAUGAGGACUUUCAGAUCACCUUUGAAGGGCAAGUUGGGAAAGGAUACAGGGGCAACAUAGCACUUGAUGACAUCACGUUCACGAAGGAAUGUUUGCCAUCACCUGACUUAUCAGCAGAACCCACAGCACUACCUUCAACAGGCUCCUGCUCAGAUGGCUAUUGGGAAUGUCAGAACGGCAAGUGUUACAGACCAGAACAAAGCUGCGAUUUUGUAGAUGACUGCGGGGAUAAUACCGAUGAGAAUGAAUGCGGUACUUCCUGCACAUUUGAGAAAGGCAGAUGUGGCUGGCAAAAUUCCCUAGCUGACAACUUUGACUGGGUUCUGGGAGUCGGCUCGCCUCAAAGUCUCAGACCUCCCAGGGACCACACACUUGGAAAUGGAAUUGGAGCAUUCCUAUAUCUUGAAGCUACACCAAUAGGCCUAAGAGGUGAAAAAGCCCAUGUGAAGAGCUCCAGGUGGAAAGAGUCGGGCACAGCUUGUAUGAUGAGUUUUUGGUACUACAAGUCUUCAAAAGCCACAGGACACAUUCAGGUUCUCAUUAAGACUGAUAACGGCCUUUCAAAAGUGUGGAGUGAGUCUGGGAACCCUGGUGAUGAAUGGAGGAAAGCAGAAUUGCACUUGGGGAAGUUGAGGAAUUUUGAAGUCAUAUUUGAAGGCAUUCGUGCCAAAGACCUAGGUGGAGGAGCAGCAAUAGAUGAUAUCGAGUUCAAGAAUUGCACCACAAUUGGAGAGAGUCCUAGGGAAUGCCCAGCAGUCACUGAUUUUAUGUGUUGGAAUAAGAACUGCAUUGAGUCUCACCUUGUUUGCGACUACAAACCAGACUGCAAGGACCUAUCAGAUGAAGCUGAUUGCAGCCAAUAUACCAGUAUCCCUGGAAGCUGUAACUUUGAAACAGGAGACCAAGAUUGGACUAUUGCAUGUGGAUUAAAACAAGAUUCUAUCAAUGAUUUUGAUUGGAGUAUUGGCAACAGGGUUGUCACAGGGCAAAGUGGUCCUGAUGGUGACCACACACCAGGUAAUGGACAACACUUUUUGUAUGUCAACUCAUCUGCCCAGCAGGAAGGAAAUAGAGCAAGGAUAAUUACUACAAAACUCUUCCCAGCAAGCCUCGGAGUGUGUAGAGUCCGGUUCUGGUUCUGGCUGUGUGAUUCCAAGCAAACAGGAACUUUAAAGGUGUACACUGUUGAAGAACAUGGAAUGCAUAUUCUGAUGUGGUCUUCAAGUGGAAAUAAAGGAAGCAUGUGGACUUAUGCAAAUGUGGUUCUCUCUAGCAACAGUCCUUUCAGAGUCACAUUUGAAGCUGAAGUGGGAGGGAAUGAGCUCACAGAAGUUGCUCUUGAUGAUAUUUCUUUCACCCUGGAAUGUAUGGAUGCAGGAACAGCCAAACCACAACCUCCAACGUGCAGCGCUGACCAGUUCACUUGUGUGUAUGUACAGCAGUGUCUACCUCUUGCUGUAAAAUGUAAUGGGGUAGAGGAUUGUAUGGAUGGAACUGAUGAAAUUAAUUGUCCUACUGAGAUUCCUACCACUGCUUCUCCAUGGCUUUGCAAGGAAACAGAGUUCCUGUGUGCUAAUAAAGGUUGUAUCCCAUCACUCUUGAGAUGUGACGGUGUGCCUGACUGCCAGUUUAAUGAAGAUGAAACUGACUGUCCCACAAAGGACUGCUUCAAUGGUUCUGUGUUGUGUGCAUCAACUAAUACAUGUAUUCCAGUCUCCAAGCGCUGUGAUGGUAUUGCUGACUGCUUUGAUUUCAGUCUUGAUGAAUCCAGCUGUUCAGGUUGUCCAGAAGGAUAUUGCAAAAAUGGAGGAACUUGUAUCAUCAAAGACGCUGUUCCUUUAUGCCAAUGUGGAAAAGAAUGGCAAGGAAAUCGUUGCCACAUCAAGGUUAAUCCUCCCCCAACUUCAGUUUCCCUUCUCCUUCGAAACGAUAUUUGGACUGGCUUGGGUGUUGCAUUAGCUUUCCUACUGAUCAAAAUCACAGUCGCUGUGUUGUAUUUCCUUUGGAAGAAGAAAGUGCCAAGAACGAACCUGGAGGAAAUCCAUAAUACUGCAUUCGCUAACCCAUUGUACGAGGAUCAUAGCUCACCUGGAGAAGUAAAGCCUCCUGAGUGUAUUGCCUCACCCGUUGUUCAAAUUAGUGUUUCCCCAUGUCAAACACAGCAGGAGGGUUUUCUCUCUAAAAGGACUAAGACAUCUACUCAAUUUGAAACAUUUCAUUAUACCAAAUACAGUAAAUGCAAACAGACUGCUCUUCUGGGUGUACUGUGUUCAGCUCAUAAUUAA
Terrapene triunguis (Three-toed box turtle) is the source of this 6411-nucleotide messenger RNA. RefSeq names its product MAM and LDL receptor class A domain containing 1 (gene MALRD1). The transcript has 39 exons. NCBI's taxonomy places the organism in Eukaryota, Metazoa, Chordata, Testudines, Emydidae. Gene Ontology annotation, molecular function: protein binding. Gene Ontology annotation, cellular component: membrane. The record is from RefSeq and is a predicted model, not a curated record. Bases 1 to 6411 code for a protein of 2136 amino acids.